GAUACCACAGAAAAUAACUCAUUUCUGGCAUCAAUGAAGGAUUUCUUUGUUAAUUCUCCUGAAAGUUUUUAAAAUGCACCAAGAGACCUUGCAUUAAGCAGUGGCUUGAAAACAGUGAAAUCUUUCAUGUGCUACAGUUCAAAUUUACAUGGAGAUUAAUCUCCAAACUCUCAAAUACCAGACAAAUAUUUCCAGGAAAAAUUAUGUAGUUUUUUUUUUUUUUUCAACAGCAACCAAAUGUGUUUGAAACAUUUAUCACAAAUGCAAGUGUUUCUUCUAACUUUAAUUACCAUUUUAUGGAUUGUGCAAAGCUCCAGCUAUGUGGUUGCUGAAUUCUGUGCAGAAGACUUGACUACGGAAGAAGAAAUUGCAUUUACAUGCUCUUGUCAUUCCAAGAAUGAAACAAUCAUUAUUCAAGACCUCAGGAUAAGCAGUGGUAACAAGCACCUCACACUUCCUGUCAACACAACAAGGCUGCAGGUUGGCCAGUGUCAGGCAGUCCAUCUCAGUGGCCCAACUCUCAUCUCCCUUUCCAACAUUCACAUUCUACAGCUACAUGAAACUGAUGUGCUUCAUGUAUCAUAUAAUUUUUUUCUACAAUAUGAGACUCAACUUCAGACACUCCAGCUGUCUUCCUCUGGGUUUGCCCCAAUGCAGGAUGCUCUCAUCAUUCAUGCACACAAACUAACCCACAUCCUCUUUGACAAUAUUACCUGGGACAGAGAACUCAAUCUCUUGCUACAGACAGAUGAGAAUCAGCUCCAAGAGGUUUUAGCUAUAACCAACAGCAAAAUAAAAACACUGGGUGAAAUUAACAUUGCAUCACGACAUGUUAAAAAAUUUGUGCUACAAAGCAAUGUGAUUGGCAAGGUUCUCACCAGUGCACUCAUCCAAGAUUCCCAAGAAACAGUGAUUGAAAACAACAGUAUUGACAGUCUUGAGUUUCUCUCAUUUGACUUCAGCACUCAUAACUUUACAUUUAAAGGAAACACCAUCAAGUCAUUGGCAAUACACAGUUUGGUCAUAAAUGAAGCCAAUACAAUAACAAUUCUCAACAACAUAUUUUAUCACAUUGAACGAUAUGGACUAGCCUGGUUACAUUUAUCCCCAGAGCAGGGAUAUCUUCUCUUCUCAGGAAAUCAUUUUUAUGCACACGAAGAAGGAAGUCUGAUUCUUCUUAACUUUAUGCCAUUAAAUUAUAAGUUGGAAAUUGAGAACAAUGUACUGCACACAGUGACUUGCAACUGUAGCACAAUGAUGUUAUUAAAUUCCAUGACAAUCGAUAGUACCAUGAGGGAGCCACAAGUUGUAUAUGAACUGUUUGAGAAUUCAACAUUCUGCUCCGACAUGAAAAACAACACCCAAAGGCUGAACACCAUCUGUGGUAAAAAUUUCAUGGACAAGGAACUUGUAAUACUAUUUCUUAUAAUAGUAGGAGUUAUUGCAGGUCUGUUUUCAGUCCUACUACUGAAAGUCAAGAAGAACAUGAAAACUCGCAAUGUAGCUCUUGGCACAGAAGAAACAGAAAUCAUGUUAAAAUCUCCAGUAAAAAAGAAAGGAGUGUCAAAUGGUGUUUCUAAUUAUGCUUUUGUGGAAUUUUAAAACCAAAUACUAACAGCUGUGGGCUCGAGUAAUGGAAAAGCAAGCAUCAAUAACUGCUAACUCAAAACUUGACUUUGCUGAUGCUUAACUGAUAAAUUUUCAAUUAAAAAAUUUAAUCUAAUUAUCAGUCAUUUUUUUUUAUUAUAUGAAGUAAAUUUUUUUUAGUUGAAAAAUUCUAAUAUGUACCUUAGAAAUAGAGCUUCCCAAAAAAGGCAUAACAUGGCAAGAUCAGAAGAUGGCCAAGGUGUACAUGAAGACAUUAAAUUAAACAUUAGUUUAUAUUCAA
This is a messenger RNA of Scylla paramamosain (green mud crab), 1888 nucleotides long. RefSeq lists its product as uncharacterized. The record is from RefSeq and is a predicted model, not a curated record. NCBI's taxonomy places the organism in Eukaryota, Metazoa, Arthropoda, Malacostraca, Decapoda, Portunidae. The coding region runs from base 238 to 1602 and encodes 454 amino acids. The transcript has 4 exons.